UGUAUCUGCUAUUGUCUAACAAGUCAUUUGCCAUAUACUAACAUGAAUCUCAAGUAUCAGUCCCAGAUAUCUUACCCAGACUCUUUUGGACCCCAUGUCUGCAGUUUCAAUUAGUAAGCGCAGAUGGUGUAGUUGAGAUUCAUUAAUGGCAUAACCCUGGUGAUGUAGGGCCUGAGCAGCCCCUUUCUGGAAUCUUGAAUGAGACCUUGUGCUUGUUAACAGUUAACCUAAAUUGGAUACUGCAAAUGAUACCAUAAAGAUAGAGAAAUAAAUUAAUUCCUCUGCUUAUAAUUAUACAUUAUAAGACCCAAAUCCCACAACAGAAACAGAAGCUAGUGGUUGUCAGCUGUGUGGCACGUGGAAUAAUUGAUCCUUGAAGUAAAACCUACAUUUCCCCCUUGCUUUUAGAUGCAUGCGAGAACUAAUUUUGCUGUUGAAUUUUUUUUCUUUCAAGAAAUUGUAUUUUGUAGUGUUCUGUGCACUUUGCCACCAGGUGGUAAAGAAGGAGAAAGUGGGAUCCUGAGGGUCGCAUGGAGUUAUUUCUUGCAUCUUACAAGUUCUGAAUGUUGUAGAUUAAAAUGAUAAUUUACUGAUGUCAUUCAUCUGUCAUGGCCUUAUUGCUCAGAACUUGCUUGGAGGGUCUAAAACUAAGCAGAAUUUCAUUUUUGGGAUAAAAUAAACAUAAUAUUGUAUUUAUCCAUGUCAGAAAUGACGUUGCUGCCCACAAAAAUGAUAGAACUUGGAGCAUGGAUUCUUCUUCAGUUUUGAGAGUUAAAUCAAUACACAUUAGUUCUCCAAUUUUAGCUGCAAAAAGCCCGUUCUUCUAUAAGCUUUUCUCAAAUGGCAUGCGGGAAUCAGAGCAACGAUUUGUAACUCUACGAGUCAGUGCCUCAGAGGAAGUUGCCGUCAUAGAGCUUCUUAAUUUUAUGUACAGUGAGACAUUAUCAACGAAUACAGCUCCUGCGCUGUUGGAUGUCCUAAUGGCCGCAGACAAGUUUGAGGUGGCUUCAUGCAUGCGAUACUGCUGCAGGCUUCUAAGGAACUUGCCCAUGACUCCAGAAUCUGCGUUACUCUAUUUAGAGCUUCCAUCCAGUGUUCGGAUGGCUGAUGCUGUCCAGCCUUUGACUGAUGCAGCCAAGCAAUACCUUGCCACACGCUAUAAGGACAUUGCCAAGUACCAAGAUGAAGUACUAAACUUGCCACUGGCCGGAAUUGAGGUAGUGCUGAGCAGCGACGAUCUCCAAGUGGCUUCCGAAGACGCUGUCUACGAGUUUGUGCUGAAGUGGGCUCGGGCCCAGUACCCAGAUCAAGAAGAGCGGCGUGGCAUUUUAGGUACACGCCUCGUGCGCCUCAUCCGGUUCCGCUACAUGACCUGUCGGAAGCUGAAGAAAGUUCUCUCGUGCAACGAAUUCGACAAGGAGCUUGCCGGCAAGGCUGUCCUUGAUGCCCUCUUUUUUAAAGCCGAGAUCCCGCAUCGGCAGCGCUCCCUUGUGUCCGAGGAGUCUGGCAACAGGCGUUUGGUCGAGCGCGAGCGGGCAUACAAGUAUCGGCCCGUGAAGGUUGUGGAGUUCGAGCAACCCCACAAACAGUGCAUAGUCUACCUCGACCUCAAGAGAGAGGAGUGCGCGAAUCUCUUUCCAUCAUGCCGUCUUUACUCACAAGCAUUCCACCUUGGUGGCCAGGGUUUCUUCCUUUCAGCCCACUGCAACAUGGACCAACAUAGCUCAUUCCAUUGCUUUGGGCUCUUCUUGGGAAUGCAGGAGAAGGGCUCUGUCAGCUUUGCGGUGGACUAUGAGUUUGCAGCAAGGACGAAGCCCACUGGCGACUUUGUGAGCAAGUACAAGGGGAACUACACAUUCACAGGUGGGAAGGCAGUUGGGUACCGGAACCUGUUUGCCACCCCUUGGACAUCGUUCAUGGCUGAUGAGAGCAUCUACUUCAUCAAUGGCUUGCUUCACCUCAGGGCUGAGCUCACUAUACGGAAGCAUGUAUGCUAACUCAGGUGCGGAGUUAAAACAGGUUUUCUCUAACGAGUAAUGCUACUUCGAUUUGCCUUGGGGCGAUUCACCCCUGUUAUUCCAACACAUGUCCCCUCCCUGUGCCAACUGGAUGGAGCUAGUAUGUGCAACCCUUUUGCCAAAAUGAUGUUUGUCAGAUGCGUCCUGUCUAUUGCUACUGUGAUAGGCCCACACCUAUCCAAACCAGCCUAAAAAAAGAACAGAAAGUGAAGCUCUUCCUUCCAAUCCAAGCCAGCUAAAAUUGUGUGGGGUCCACCGUGAUGUGUCUAACAUCUACUCUGUCCAUCACUUGAGCCAGGUCAUGGCAGGCCAUGAGCCCAAAAAUCAGGCCAAUCCAAACUCAAGCGGGCUACACACAGUGAACAGUGUGAUGAUGUGACGCAGGCCAUUGAAACAUUGUUGGAGCCUACUGAAGUUCUAGAUCUAGGAUGUAGUCUCCUUAUGAAUGGGUUGGAUGUCAUGUAAACUUCAGGCGCUACAAAAGUUCUUAAGGUGGUUGUCCCUUUUCCCAUUAUUCUGCAUUGUGUGUGGCCCACUUGAGCUUUCUGUCAACAUGAUUUCAUAAUGUCUUAACAUGAGCUGGAGUAAUUGAUGUACAGGAGUGCAUUUCAUAUACACAUCUGAGUGAGCCGCACAGCUUGUCGUUGCAUGCACUUACUUUUCGGAGGGGACGCGUGUUGUCAAUAUAUUGGUGAAUGGCUCCUGAGCAAAUAGGCAUGGCAUUACUCUUCUCCAACUGACAUUUUGAAGAAAAUGUAAAUUCAGCAAGGAUGUGCUUAUUAGCAAGUAAUGGGAGAAAAAUUAUGGCACAUUAGAACCCUUUUUUGAAUUAUUUGUAGGCUAAUCCAUCACUACUGUCAUUCUCCA
Messenger RNA from Magnolia sinica, 2885 nucleotides. RefSeq names its product BTB/POZ domain-containing protein POB1-like. Lineage: Eukaryota; Viridiplantae; Streptophyta; Magnoliopsida; Magnoliales; Magnoliaceae. Gene Ontology annotation, biological process: response to red light. The record is from RefSeq and is a predicted model, not a curated record. Gene Ontology annotation, molecular function: protein binding. The transcript has 5 exons. Gene Ontology annotation, cellular component: nucleus. Bases 747 to 1997 code for a protein of 416 amino acids.